AUGCCAGGAGGUGCAGUUGUGCUAGGAACGACCGACACGAGUCGGAUCGAAGCCCCGGUCACGGUGAAGACAUACUUUAUGUGUGUCUUCGCCGCUUUCGGUGGUAUCUUCUUCGGUUAUGACACUGGCUGGAUGGGUGGUGUCUUGGGAAUGCCCUACUUCAUCCAGAUGUACACCCACAAGCCAUACCCCGCCGACCCUCGAGCUGCUCACCUUCCGCCUGACUUCGCUCUUCCUGCAUGGGAGAAGUCGCUCAUGACUUCCAUCCUUUCGGCCGGAACUUUCUUUGGUGCCCUCGUUGCCGGUGAUAUCGCUGACGUUAUCGGCCGUCGUCUCACUAUUGUCAUUGGCUGCAUCGUCUUCUCCGUAGGCUGCAUUCUCGAAAUCGCCCCCAAGGACGCCCUUGCCGCCUUCGUCAUCGGUCGUCUCAUUGCUGGUGCCGGUGUUGGCUUCAUCUCCGCCAUUAUCAUUCUGUACAUGUCGGAAAUCGCCCCCAAAAAGGUCCGUGGUGCCUUGGUCUCUGGCUACCAAUUCUGCAUCACCAUUGGUAUCCUGCUUGCUAACUGUGUCGUCUACGCCACUCAAGACCGUCUCGACACUGGCUCCUACCGCAUUCCCAUCGGUGUCCAGUUCCUGUGGGCCAUCAUUCUCGGUGUUGGUCUGCUCUUCUUGCCAGAGUCCCCCCGUUUCUGGGCUCGCAAGGGCGACAUCGAGAAGGCCACCGACUGCCUUGCGCGUGUCCGCGACCAACCACGUGACUCGGACUACGUCCAGGAUGAGCUGGCUGAAAUUCUCGCCAACUUGGAAUACGAGCGCGACCAUAUCCCCACGACCAGCUACGUUGGCUCGUGGCUCGCUUGCUUCCAAGGCCCCAUCUCUGAUGGUAGCUCCAACCUUCGUCGCACCAUCGUUGGAACUGGUCUCCAGUGCGCUCAGCAAUUCACUGGUAUUAACUUCAUCUUCUACUUCGGUACCUCCUUCUUCCAAACACUCGGCACGAUCAGCAACCCCUUCCUGAUCUCGCUCGUCACCACCCUCGUCAACGUGCUGACCACCCCAAUUUCCUUCUACAUCAUCGAGAAGUACGGUCGUCGCCGCAUUCUGCUCAUCGGUGGCUCUUUGAUGGUCGUCUGCCAAUACAUUGUUGCCAUCAUCGGUACCGCCGCCCCCCACGCUCAGACCCCCGGCGGCAAUCCCCCCGCAGUCCGUGCGGAAAUUGCCUUCAUCUGUCUCAACAUCGCUUCCUUCGCCACCACCUGGGGUCCCGCUGCCUGGGUCGUCGUCGGUGAGAUGUUCCCGCUCCCCAUCCGGUCACGUGGUGUCGGCAUGUCGACCGCGUCCAACUGGUUCUGGAACUGCAUCAUCGGUGUCAUUACUCCCUACUUUGUGUCCACCGACGAGGCCAACCUCGGCCCCAAGGUGUUCUUCAUCUGGGGCUCCACCGCUGCCCUCUCGGUCACGUUCGCCUACUUCUUCGUCUCUGAGACCAAGGGGUUGUCGCUUGAGCAAGUUGACCAGAUGCUUGUGGAGACAACACCACGGACGUCGAGCAACUGGAAGCCGCAUACCACCUGGGCCGCAGAGAAGGGCAAGGUGCACGAGGGUGGCGAGGAGAAGGUCGUCGAGGACAAGGAGAGCACGGAGCCCGCUGGUGUAGAGCUUGGAUCCAUACCAGUAGUUUGCAACAUCCCCGCAGUUGCUCUCGAAGGACUUGUCGGCGGUAUUGUGUUGUUCCUUCCUGCUGCCGGUUGGAAGAGAACUUGGGAAGCAACAGCAGACUUUGACCCGAUCAGCCUUGGCGCGACCACGCGAUCGUUUGGAAGGCGGCGAGCGGGAAGGCUUAAGCCGAUAGAAGCGGAUUGCCCAGAAAACGAGGGCAUAGAGUGA
This is a messenger RNA of Mycena indigotica, 1887 nucleotides long. Its product is annotated as General substrate transporter. Gene Ontology annotation, cellular component: membrane. Gene Ontology annotation, molecular function: carbohydrate:proton symporter activity. Bases 1 to 1887 code for a protein of 628 amino acids. The transcript is spliced from 9 exons. Lineage: Eukaryota; Fungi; Basidiomycota; Agaricomycetes; Agaricales; Mycenaceae. The record is from RefSeq and is a predicted model, not a curated record. Gene Ontology annotation, biological process: carbohydrate transport; transmembrane transport.